GCGCACGUGGAAAGAAAGUUGGUGGAAGGCAAAGGAAGUUUUUGAGUCUUUCACUGGUGAGAUUUCUCAAAUCCAGUUAUGAGGCUUUCAGCCUUGCUGGCCUUGGCAUCCAAAGCCACUCUCUCCCCCCACUACCGCUAUGGAAUGAGCCGUCCAGGUUCCAUAGCAGACAAAAGGAAGAAUCCUCCCUGGAGCAGGCGGCGCCCAGUAGUGGUAGAGCCCAUCUCUGAUGAAGACUGGCACCUAUUCUGUGGAGACAUGGUGGAAAUCUUAGAAGGCAAGGAUGCUGGGAAGCAGGGCAAAGUAGUCCAAGUUGUUCGGCAGCGGAACUGGGUUGUCCUGGAGGGAUUGAACACGCAUUACCGCUACAUUGGCAGAACCAAGGAUCACCGAGGGACCAUGAUCCCUAGCGAAGCCCCCUUGCUUCAUCACCAAGUCAAGCUAGUGGAUCCUGUGGACAGGAAACCUACUGAGAUCCAGUGGAGAUUUACUGAGGCAGGAGAGCGUGUUCGUGUCUCUACAAGAUCUGGGAGAAUUAUCCCCAAACCUGAAUUUCCUAGAGCAGAUGGCAUUGUCCCUGAAACAUGGACUGAUGGCCCCAAGGACACAUCAGUGGAAGAUGCUUUAGAAAGAACUUACGUGCCCCGGCUAAAGACAUUAGAAGAAGAUGUGAUGGAGGCCAUGGGGAUCCAGGAGACUCGAAGAUUCAAGAAAAUCUAUUGGUAUUGAGCCUUAAGAGUACUGCUUCACCCUGAAGUCCACCCUUUCUUUCUAAAACACCAAUAAAGAAGCCUUGGGUGCUGCUGCUGUCCACACCUCCCCUCUUCCUUUCCCAAGGGCUUGCAUUUUGGGGAGCUUAGGCUUGGUGCAGCUCUUCUGCUUGUCAGGAUAGACUGGGUGGGUGCUAGCCUUUCCAGGGACAGGUCCUGUGUGUUUGGGGAUGGAAGCAAGAAGACCCUCUGUUCUUUUCCUAUUUACAGAAACAGGAGUUAAGUCUUAAGAGUUUUAAUAAAUAAAAUUACAUGGUAUUUAUAGGAAAAGGAGCUAAGUCUUAAAAGUUUUAUAAAUAAAAAUUCCACAGUAUUACUUUCCAAGUGAAGGGAAAGAAAGGGUACAAAUCUGAAGUCUGCAAAGAGCCAGAAUCCCAGCAGGAUACAGGGCACUCUAAAGGGUGCCAAGGACGGCAGCUAGCCAUACUGACACCUGGUGGCUUCAGACUGUCAGCUGUCUUCAGUCUCAAGAAUGGAGAAGGCCUGACCCAGGGGCGUCUUGGUUGCCACCAGAACCAGAUUUCUGGGAGACAGUUCAGGGCUGAAGAUGGGCAACAGCUCAGCAUAGAAGCCUAGGAGAAAAUGUGAGGGCUAAUUAGAAAGGAACAGGAGUCCCACCCAGGCUUUCUCUGCCUGUCCUGUAACACAGUUCCUUAUUCCAAAGUAAGAAGACUCCAGAACCACUAGCUUGAGAGGCAAUCAAUGUGCUUUCCCAAUCCCUGGGAUGCUUGCUUAAAAUCCAUCUCAUUAGGGGUUGGGGAUUUAGCUCAGUGGUAGAGCGCUUGCCUAGCAAUCACAAGGCCCUAGGUUCAGUCCUCAGCUCCAAAAAAAAAAAAAAAAAAAA
Molecule: messenger RNA, 1614 nt
Organism: Rattus norvegicus (Norway rat)
Lineage: Eukaryota; Metazoa; Chordata; Mammalia; Rodentia; Muridae
Gene: Mrpl24
Product: mitochondrial ribosomal protein L24
Biological process (GO): translation
Cellular component (GO): mitochondrial large ribosomal subunit; ribosome; mitochondrion
Molecular function (GO): structural constituent of ribosome; RNA binding
Source: RefSeq, marked validated